This is a messenger RNA of Tricharina praecox, 1008 nucleotides long. RefSeq lists its product as uncharacterized. The coding region runs from base 1 to 1008 and encodes 335 amino acids. The transcript is spliced from 2 exons. The record is from RefSeq and is a predicted model, not a curated record. Lineage: Eukaryota; Fungi; Ascomycota; Pezizomycetes; Pezizales; Pyronemataceae.
AUGGGCAAGGUCCACAGGCACGCGAAGAUCAAGGAGGGCCAGCCGGUGCACGUGCCGCGUCAGCGUCAUCAGCGUCAUCAGCGGUCAAGCAGCGUCGAACCCAGCAAGUUCGAGCCCGAUCCGAAGUUCAUGCUCAACGACGACAACCGGAAAGCCACCUGCAUCGAGAACAUGAUCCGCCAGCUGUUGCAGAUCCUCAGUUACGAAAUCGGCGAAGCCGCGUACGACUUGGAGCGCUAUGCAGCUGUCGACUGGAAAAACUUCCUUUGGGAUAGCAAGAAGCCCAGAGGACCGGAAUGGAAACCGCGAUUGCACAGCACCGCGUUCGACUUCCACGACGAGACGAAUGACAAUAUCGCGGUUGGAGUCGCGACUCUCUCGGAGGCCAUCGCAGACCUCAAGAGCGAUAACAAGCUUCUCUUGGAGGCUAUGGCCGACCUCAAGAAGGACAACAAGCUUCUCGGCACCGACCUCGCUAGCCUUCGCAUCGAGUCCCGGACGGCCAAUGAAAUGCACACGAAGCAAACCGAGGGCUUGAAGGCGCCGGUCAGCAGACCAGCGAACCCAUGUGCUGGCUGGCCCUUGCCCUCAAGAUGUAUGGAAGUUAAGGAGGCCAAACCAGUGACGCCCAGACCAGUGAACCCUUCUUCGCUCUGGCCCUUGCCCUCAGGCCGUAUGGACGUUGACGAGGCCAAACUAGCGGCGCCCAAGAUGAUCCCAGUCUGGGCCACCAUCUCCGCAACGAGCGGCGCGGAAUCGAGGAAGAGAAGCUCGGAUGAGGAUCAGGUGCGCGGCGCGGAAUCGAUCAAGAAUCCCCGGGAUCGGGUGCGCGAGGCGAAAUCAAUCAAGAAUCUCUGGGAUCAGGUGCACGGGGCGGAAUCAACCAAGGGACCCUGGGAUGAGGUGCGCGGGGCGGAACCGGUCAUGAAAACCUGGGAGGAGGUGAUAUCACGCGCCUUCCGUCACCACAACAACCAUGUGUUAUCACUCGGUAAACGAGUGAGAUGA